AUGACUAGGGUUUUAAGGGAAAACCCCAGUCAAGUGGAACCUAAAUAUUUGGUUGGGAAUAGAUUGUACACAUUGAAAGAGAAGGAUAGUUUGAGUGAAAAGCGUUUUGAUAACCCGGUUUUUGAGAUAUUGAGGAGGUUGAAUUUGAAGGCAUUGGUGGGUAGAAAGGAGAUUGAUAUUGACAGCAAUUCGGUGAAGUCAGAAGGAGUUUAUUUGAAUGAUAUCCUGAGGGAGUAUAAAGGAAAGCUUUAUGUACCCGAGCAAGUUUUUGGGAUAAAUUUAUCUGAGGAAGAGGAGUUCAACAGGAAUUUGAAGGAGUUGCCCAAAUUGAGCUACGUGGAUUUUCAGAAGUACUUGAAGAGUGAUAAAAUAAAGUUGAUGACUUUUACGGAGAAUAGUGGUAAUUAUGCAUACAGGGAUUUUGUGGUCGAUUUGAAAGAAAUACCUGGAGAAAAGAGCUUGCAUAAAACUAAAUGGGCAAUGAAGCUGGAUCGAGACCAAGCCCAAGCUCUUUUGGGGGAGUACCAGGGUCCAAGAUAUGAAAUCGAGAAGCAAAUGAUGUCCUAUGUAGGAAAAUUGCCAGAAUAUCCUCACCCAGUGGCAUCUAAAAUAUCGAGUAGAAUGAUGGUUGAACUUGGAGUGCUGACUGCUGCAAUGGCUGCGGCUGCAGUUGUUGUUGGAGGAUUUUUGGCUUCUGCAAUAUUUGCAGCUACCAGCUUUGUUUUUGCUGCGGCUGUAUAUGUCAUAUGGCCUAUUGCCAAACCAUUUCUGAAGCUAUUUUUUAGUCUCGUUUUUGGAGUUCUUGAAAGAGCAUGGGAUAAUCUUGCCGAUAUUUUUGGUGAUGGAGGAAUCUUUUCCAAGAUGUAUGAAGUAUACACUUUUGGUGGGGUGUCUGCUAGUCUUGAAAUGUUGAAACCAAUUAUGCUGGUAUUUUUGACCAUGGUUCUUCUUGUCCGUUUUACCCUUUCUAGAAGACCAAAGAAUUUUCGAAAAUGGGAUAUAUGGCAAGGCAUUGAAUUUUCUCAAUCAAAACCACAAGCUCGUGUGGAUGGUUCCACUGGAGUCACAUUUAAUGAUGUGGCAGGGAUUGAGGAAGCAGUUGAAGAGCUCCAAGAGUUGGUGCGAUACCUGAAAAAUCCUGAACUAUUUGAUAAAAUGGGGAUAAAGCCUCCACAUGGAGUUCUUCUCGAGGGCCCUCCAGGAUGUGGCAAGACUCUAGUUGCCAAGGCCAUAGCGGGUGAGGCUGGUGUUCCAUUCUACCAAAUGGCUGGAUCUGAAUUCGUGGAAGUUUUAGUUGGUGUUGGUUCUGCUCGUAUAAGAGAUUUAUUUAAGAGAGCAAAGGUAAAUAAACCAUCGGUCAUUUUUAUUGAUGAAAUUGAUGCACUGGCUACAAGGCGUCAAGGAAUAUUCCGCGAGACAACAGACCAUCUAUACAAUGCAGCAACUCAAGAAAGAGAAACCACAUUGAACCAACUCUUGAUAGAACUAGAUGGAUUUGAUACAGGAAAAGGUGUCAUAUUUUUGGGUGCCACUAAUCGAAGGGAUUUGUUGGACCCCGCACUUCUUCGUCCUGGUCGGUUCGAUCGCAAGAUAAGAAUCCGACCUCCAAAUGCAAAAGGAAGAUUGGAAAUUUUGAAAGUUCAUGGCCAUAAGGUGAAAUUAUCAGAUACUGUUGAUUUGACCAGUUAUGCAAACAACUUGCCUGGGUGGUCGGGUGCAAAGCUAGCACAGCUGCUCCAAGAGGCAGCUCUUGUGGCUGUCAGGAAAAGGCAUAAUGCAAUUCUUCAGGAAGACAUGGAUGAUGCAGUUGACCGACUUACUGUGGGACCCAAGCGUGUUGGGAUAAAAUUGGGCCAUCAAGGCCAAUGUCGCCGAGCUACUACGGAAGUGGGGACCGCUUUGACUGCUCAUCUGCUAAGGCGCUUUGAGAAUGCAAAUAUUGAGAGAUGUGAUCGCAUAUCAAUCAAUCCUCGUGGACAGACACUGUCUCAAGUUGUAUUUCAUCGUCUUGAUGAUGACGCGUACAUGUUUGAGCGUCGACCUCAGUUGUUACACCGUCUUCAGGUAUUACUUGGAGGCAGAGCUGCCGAAGAGGUCAUUUUCGGGAGAGAUACUUCGAAGGCAUCAGUUAAUUAUCUUGCUGAUGCAUCUUGGCUUGCUCGUAAGAUUAUUACAAUAUGGAAUCUGGAUAACCCAAUGGUGGUGCACGGAGAACCAGCUCCUUGGAGAAAGAGAGCAAAAUUUGUGGGCCCACGCCUUGAUUUUGAAGGAUCACUUUAUGAUGACUAUGACUUGAUUGAGACUCCGGUCAACUUCAAAUUAGACGAUGACGUUGCAAAGAGGACGGAAGAAUUGAUCCAUAAUAUGUAUGGAAAGACCGUUGAUUUGCUGAGACAGCAUAGUGCUGCUUUGCUGAAAACUGUUAAGGUUCUUCUUAAUCAGAAAGAGAUUCACGGGGAUGAUAUAGAGUUUAUCAUCGACAAUUAUCCUCCGCAAACUCCCACGAGUCUUGUACUGGAAGAAAGAGAUCCAGGGAGGCUUCCAUUUUUCGAACAAAAGCAAGCAGAACUGGAUGAAGUAGAAUACAGCCUUCUGUCUUCAUGA
Messenger RNA from Fraxinus pennsylvanica, 2604 nucleotides. Lineage: Eukaryota; Viridiplantae; Streptophyta; Magnoliopsida; Lamiales; Oleaceae. The record is from the annotation of a GenBank genome assembly.